Messenger RNA from Didymodactylos carnosus, 2967 nucleotides. Lineage: Eukaryota; Metazoa; Rotifera; Eurotatoria; Philodinida; Philodinidae. The record is from the annotation of a GenBank genome assembly.
AUGACCACCACAACUGCUGAUGAUUCGAAUACAAUGGCCAAUUUACCCAAUGAACCAUUAAUAAAUAUUGAACGUUUUCGUUCACCAAAUGAGAAUGAUCGACAAUGGAUGUAUCGUAAAUUAUUCAUCGAAACAUAUUGGAAUGAAUACAACGAAGAACGUCUUCUAUGUUUAUCUCAGUGUUACAUGAACACAAAAUGUUUGGGUUGUAAAUAUAUGGAUCCAUUAAAAAGUCUACUAGAACAGUUAGAAAAAAAAGUAAAUUUGCCAUCGAUGAAUAGUGACGUAUCUUCGAAUGGAAGUCAGAAAAUAACCGAAUCACAUUCAGGGAAAAGUAAAACACCAGUACCUGACGAAAAAACAUCAUUUUCUGAUCAGCCAAAAAAUGAUCAUAAGCAGUCAGACUCAUCCAUAAAAACGUCUAUUUCACUUCCCCCACCACCAGUCCAACAGACGAUGACUAAUUUGUCACCAUCAACUGAGCAUCAGACCUCAACCACAAAACCGUCAGUUUCAACAACAACGAUAACAUCAUCCUUACAUUUCGAUACAAGUGAAACAAAAAUGAAAAACAUACAAAAGUUAACACAAGAAUUGAAAAAUGAACAUAAUCAUUUCACAAAUGGGAAUACUAUGAAGUAUACAAAUGAAAAUGAUACCAUGAUUGAUUACAUUUAUAAAAUUGGUAAUAAACAUCGCUUAUUUAUCGAUUAUCGUCCUGAUAUAACAGUUCAAACAGUAUCAACGCAUACAUUUACAACUCUAAUAUCUCGUGGUAAAUUAUACAUUGACGAAGUUUACAUAUGUUCUGGACAAGGUCCAAAUAAAAAACAAUGUAAACAAGUUUGUUUUCUGAGAGCACAUGAUUAUCUUGUUAAUCAUGAUUACGAGGUUAGAUCAUCAAUGAAUGAUAAAGAUAAAAAGGUACAAUAUGAUUUAAUUGUCAAAGAUUUGAAUGAAUUUGACGAAAAUGAAAGUUAUAUAAGUCGAACAAUGAUACCGCAGAUGUGUUUUGUUGAAGCAAAAGAUACAUCAACGAUCGCCGAGAAUACAUUCCGCCAACAAGUGACAACAGAACAACAGUACUGGCAACACGAUAAUUUCGACGAGAAGGAAUCGGCAUCAGUUCAAUCUUUACGGUCUCCAUCAACGACUAUUUCGCAUUCAUCAUUGAAUUAUACAGCAUUAAAGAAAGAUGAAAAUGUUCCGUAUCCAUUUCCUCGACAGCAACGGCUACCAUCACCAUCAUUACAACAACACACACAACAGGAAAAAAUUUUCACCGCAGAUGUAGUUAAUACAUCAUCAAUUAUUCUCGAUGAACAUCCUCCGUCGUUCAGUACAUUGUCAAUUUCUCAGCAACUUACAAAAUUGACAAAAUUGCAACCAUUUUUGUUUAGUUUAUUAAAUUGUAAUACUGAUGUAUCACAAUCAAUCGAUUUAAUCUCUACUCAAAUUAACAAAUAUGAUUUACAAUUGGAUUUUAAAUGUUCUGAAACACCAUCAGUAACACAAAGAUUUCACGGUUAUUUAAUAGUGGAACAAAUAUACAUUUCAGAUGGUUAUGGUCUCAAUAAAAAGUUGGCAAAAAAAGAUACGUAUUUUAACGGUCUCAAACUGAUCUCUCAAUCAAAAUCAUUUUCACUGGAACUAAGAAAUAAACAACAAUGGACAUUAAUUUCGUUUCAAGAUGAUCAAGGUCUACUCAAAUGUCCACCUCCAUCUCUACGAUCAAUCAUAUAUCAUGACAGAGACCAGAAUCGUGAUCGACCAAUAGGAGGACAAGAACGUGUUCACGAACAACAUCGAGAGAAAUUAGAUGAUAUGUGUAUUUCACCUCCAAUCAUUAACAAUAAUUACGACAAUGCACCAUCAUUUUCAAGACGAAUGAAUGAAAAAACAACGACUGUUCGUGUUAUUCCGCCAAUAAUGGAUUUGUCAAAAUAUGUUACAACUUCCGAUGAUGAAAUAUUAUCCAAUAUCCGUAAACUAAUACCAUCAAAUUUUGUUAUAUUUGAACCAGUUGAUUUUCAACCGGAUGUUCCCGGUUCCUACAUAUCAAUGUUAUUUGUAUCCAUGUCUAAAAAUCAUCUAGAAUUGAAACAUGAUGUUCAACAUACUAUUAAAGGUUUUUUGGUAACAUUUUAUAUAGGUGAUCAUUUUCUCAUGUCAAUGUUAACAAGUAGUAAUAAAAAUUGUACAAAACAAGUUGGUGCCAUGAAACUGUGUGAAUUAUUAAAAACAAUCUUUCCGUGUAUCAAAAUGAAAUCUAUUGAACAUAUGAUUGAAGACAGUGGAACGCCUAUGAUAUUGGAUAAUGCGAGACGUAUAACACGUGCACAUUUAUAUGAACAACCAGAUGAAUCAAGAACGACGUCAAACAUCAAUAAUCUAAAACAAUUAAAUGAAAAUGAUGAUGGAGGAAGAAAAGAUAUUGCAACAAAAUUAAUGAAAAAAAUGGGAUGGACAGGAACUGGUGGACUUGGAAAACAAGGACAAGGUAUAACUGAACCGAUUCAAAUUGUCGAUUUACAUGGUCGUCAAGGUCUAGGUUCAAAUCAUUUAUUUCCAAAUAAGAUAUUUAUUCGAAGUUUACGCCGUAUUCUAGAAGAAUAUAUUCAACAAAAUGUUCACGGUCAAGAACUAGUAUUUGAAAAUCAGUUUAGCAAUGAAGAACGUAAAAUAAUUCAUAAAGAAGCGACGAAAUUACAUUUAAAUUCUCGAUCAUAUGGUCAAAAUCAACAACGUUUCAUUUGUGUGACACAUAACCAAACAGCUGAUGAACUAAUGAAUCAUUUAAUACAACAUAAUGGUAAAACACAACGUUAUGAAUUAAAAUCAGAUCAAAAUUAUCAGUUUAAAUCGGACAAUGAUACAAGCACCAUCAUAACAAGUUCAUUAAACGAAGGUAUUCAAAUACCACCCAUGAUAAUAUAUAAAGAUGCAUGUGAUGAUGAUGUAUGGUGA